Parnassius mnemosyne (clouded apollo) is the source of this 1836-nucleotide messenger RNA. Lineage: Eukaryota; Metazoa; Arthropoda; Insecta; Lepidoptera; Papilionidae. The record is from the annotation of a GenBank genome assembly.
AUGGGAGUGUUGUGGUUUUUGUUUGUGAUACUGGCAGCGGGGAAAGCCCUUGAGUUAACAAAUCAGCAGUAUCAUCAGAUGCCACAGCUGUUUCAGCUAGACGACUACGAGAAGUGCCUUGCGAAUCGACGUGGUGCCUACUGCCUCGGUAGCUUCGACCUUGCAGCAUCGCCUAAUAACAGCUUGUUUAAUGUCAUACAGAAAUUCUCUGAAGAACGCUACAGCUUCAAUCACACACGCAUCCACCGAGGCUACUGCGUUUCAUCAAGAUGUUCAGACGUCGACGAGGUAUCUUUAAACAGAAAGUUCGUGAAGUGCGUCAAAAACAUUAUCCGAAAAGAUUAUGGCUUAGAUGCAAAACUUUCAACCCUCGACUACUGCAAGACAAGUAAAACACCGCCAUCGAGACCAAUCGACGGUCUUGACAUAGCGUUCAUUUAUUUCUGCGGAGUUAUACUGUUAAUGAAUGUGAUUGGAACUAUUUACGACUUCGCACGCAACCCUGACCACGAACCUAACCGGUAUUUGUUAGCUUGGUCCUUAGCUAAGAGCUGGAAACUACUGACAAAUUCGUAUGAAAAUGGAGACCCUAGGCUUACAUCUUUUAAUCCUAUCAAUGGAAUGAAAGCCAUUUCUAUGUUUAACGUAAUUCUGGCACAUUCUUCCAUUGCAUUCCACAUGUCAUAUCUCCAAAAUCCUCAGUUCCUGGAGAAUAUAACUCGACAUCCGUUAACCACGCUGCUUCAUAACGGGUCUGUAAUCGUACAGACGUUCAUCAUGCUGUCAAGUUUUCUCCUCGCCUACAACCUGUUGAUUAACGGUGAGAAAGACCCAAAAAAGGGUCUUAACCUUCGCUCACUACCACGUCUCCUCUUUAAUCGUAUUGCAAGAAUUACGCCAUUGAAUGUUUUUAUGGUUGGCUUUACGGCAACUUGGUGGCGACACAUGAGCGAUGGCCCUCUAUGGAAACCAUUAGUGGAGGCGGAGUGUGCACGCUGCAGGGAUAAGUGGUGGGCGCAUUUCCUGUAUAUCAACAACUUUAUUGAACCAGAUAAAAAGUGCCUGAUACAGACAUGGUUUCUCGCGGUGGACAUGCAACUUUAUGUAUUGGCGGGCUUUCUGACUCUCGCCUUGGGCCGGUCACCGCGCAGAGCUAUCAAGGUCCUAAGCUGGCUUUUUGUUUGCGCGGUCGUUGCCAAUUUCAUUAUCGCCUACAACUGGAACUUAAAGGCAAUACUUUUCCUCACCAAUCCUGAACUGUUACGUCACCAGUACGCUGGUGAACCCUCUUUUAACUUGUUGUAUAUGGCUCCAUGGGGCAGUUUACCUUCCUCACUGAUCGGACUCAUUGCAGCCUUCCUUCUUUACUAUUGGCAGCAGGUCAAUUUCAAGCCAGAAGAGAGUUUGAUCAUCCGUAUUCUGUAUCGAUGCUCCGUGCCAUCCAUUUUUAUUUGGAUCCUGUCAGGUUACUUUGUAAACAACACCAGUUCGCCGUUCGUCCUUGCUGCGUACGCAGCCCUGGACCGACCAGUAUUCUGCCUAAUUACCGUCGUAGCUAUGCUCGGAUUUAUAAACAAAGUCGACAGUCUAUGGUGGCAGUUUCUGUCGUGGAAUGGCUGGCGACCAAUCAGUCGCAUGUCGUUACCCGUUCUGCUCGUGCAUUGGAGCUAUAAUCUUACACAAAUUGCUGUGAGGACGAACCUUACACGAAGCUCUAUAUUCGAAAUUGAUGGACACUAUUUCGUGACUGUAUUCAUGACUUAUGUAACAUCCCUGCCGCUGCAUCUUCUCAUCGAGUUGCCCAUGAUGCAGUUCUACAAGGCGCUUUUUUCUUAA